AGCGCAAGCUCCUCGGCGAAUUGAUCAAUUCCAGUCGGACGUUGCGUCGACUAGCCUUGGUCGUACAGAUAUUUCGCUGAGUGCUGAAUAGGCCAUUUAGUUGUUGCACCUCGGAAGUCAUUUAUUAAGCUAAUUCGCACAUUCGUCACGAGAACAAAGUAUCCCAUGGCUGCACCGAAUAGAUUUCUUCGCUGUUUCAUUUCAAUAAAUAUGAAUACGCAACGCUACUAUUGUUUAACAUUUGUUUGUACGCUUUCCCGGGACACGCACACCCAGGCGCACGCGCUUUCUGCUUAUAUAUAUUGUGCGCGCGCGUGUCUAUGUUUAUGUAUAUGUCGACACCUCCUAGCAAUCAGAUCCUAUCUCUACGAGCAAUUUGUAAAGGUACUAUCUCGGCGUUCAAUUGAUAAAGGGACUAUCUUGCGGCCAAUUCGAAAAAGUACUUUUCGCCAGUUUAUAUCUCAGCUGUCCUUUCGAUAACAUACUAUCCCGGCCGUCGGAUUAUUAUUGUUUUGUGUUUAAUAUUUUUUUGCUUGAUGCAGAAUGCAAAAACGAAAAACUUAGCACGUUCAGUGUUGAUUAAAAACAAUCCGCCCGAUUGCGCAGGCGAUAUACUUUGAUGAUCAUCAGCGAUGUUGAUACUUAUUCUAUACUACCUGCCCGACGUACGAAUUGUUCGCACGUUCAGCAGAAAGCGCAGAUACGUACGUGGAAAAUCGCACUCACCAUACGUCGUAUCGAAAAAUACAGUACGACACAUAUUCGGGAAAAAUCCCGUGUAUCUUUCCAGCCUUGCUUCGCUCUGGCGUAAACGACCUACGAGACAAGAAUCUACUUUUCCGCACUUGUAUUGUAAUUAAUACUUUAUAAUUUAUUUUCGACACCCUCGCAUAUGGCUGAUAUAUUGGUUUUGUCUUGCUCGCUAUUAAGGUUUAUAAAAAAGCUGUUUAUCACCAUUUAAAAAAACAAUACUAAGAAUAGAACGAUAUUAAUCCGCCAAGAUAGCAGUUUAUUGAAACAGAAUCUUUUUACACUGAUUGCCGAAAUAUGACCUUCUUGAAUUGAACGCCGAGAUAGUUCCUUUUCGAGUUGCUCGCCAAAAUAGAUGCUUAUUGCUAGGACGCAUCCAUAUAUAUGUAUACGUAUAUGUACAUGUACAUGUAUACCGAAUUUAUUCAUAAACUUAUCAGCAGACAUACCAGGAGUGUCAGUUCUUUUAAUUCUCGUCGCAACAAAAAUUAACUUGUCGUUUUGACGGAUAGGGUUUCGAGAUACUCGGAAUAUGUGGGAACUAUUCGCCCUAAUCGACCCAAAUGACCUAAGUGCAAGGUGAUCGUCAUUGCGGAUUAAAAUCAAUGAUGCCGGAGAAAGAAUCGUUAAAUCAUCGGAGAGAAUUUGCAUAACCGAUUGGUUCGCUUCGCUUCAAGGCAGGCGUAAUUACGAAGCGCUCCUCGAUUAUCCAUCUGCGGGCUGUAUAACGCGGCUGUGACCGUAUUCAUAGAUAAUAUACGAGCCGCGCGCGCGCGCGCGUGCGAACGAAUCAGCGUCGCGUCUCCGAUGGACUCGCGCAACAGUAGAGUGGCGCGCGAGCGCGGUAAAAGUCGGACGCUUUACGCAACCCGCUGGUGUCGCGAUGAUUCGCGAGGAAUUCUCAUCGAAUGAUUUAGAAACGGACGCGAAUCGUACGAUCGCCCGUAAUGAAAGUGCAACCCGACAAAGAAAGCAUUCGAGCGCGCGCACGGCUUAGACGCGAGGUAUUCCAGGUAGACAUUAGAAAUCAACGAAGAAGCUCGCGAGGUCGCUCCACCUAUAGCACGAAGACUCGCCGCAGCAGUAUCGAGCCGUCCGUCCGCAAGAGAACAAUCGCGUUCGGCCGGGACGUCAAUCCGCCGACAAUAGUAAAGAGCAGUGCGAUCGGCAGGAGGCGGUGCGCUGGCGGUGAGCGGGAGAGGACGGAGCGGUCGUCGUAUCUCCGCGGCGAUACGGCGCACGACUAGGACCGACGGGGCAGCGAAUGCGCGCGGAGGAAGAGGAAGCGGCGAGAGAUACUGCGAGCCGGCCGGAGAUGAGAAUGAGCAGCGGCGAGGAUGUGGAGGCUGCCAAAGUGGACGCGGCUGACCGAGAGCCUCCGCUGGCCCCAGAGCUUCGUUCUGCUGCUGCUGCCCUGCCUGCUGGCGCUCACCCUCUACUUCCUGUCCGGCUCGGAGCGCGAACUCGAGCGCGUCCAGUACCUGGCCUGGCGCUCCUACAACACCUCUGUCGGUCAGUCUCUGCACCAUACGUCUACUCCUGUCCCGCCCUCGACGCCGCUGCCUUCCGCGCUUCCUUCUCGGCCACCGCUUGCCUCCUUGCCUGCCAUCCUCCACGCGUCGACAAGCACCCAACACUCGAGACACGAGAACGGAAGUUCCAUGGAAAUCAAUGGUUCUGCGAUGUCUCAUGAAGCAGAUGUGCUCGACGGCUAUCUGGUGUGGAACUCCAAGUGUCACAUGCUGUCGAUGAACCCCUACGAUCCGUCCAUCGUCAAGUUCGUCAAGAGGGAAAAGUUCGAGGCGUGCUCCACCAAGCCGAAGCUCACCUCUAUCGGCAGGUACGCCAACGGAAGUGUCUAUCUGCUCGUCGACCGCGACGCGGCCAAGCGGUACAAAGACCUGUCCUGCUGCUGGGCUCCCGUCGUCAGGCCUAGCGCGCUCCUCAAACUCGACAAGGAGUACGAUUCCAGAGUGAGCGUAGGUCAUUACGAAGACUUCGAGGAGCAGGUGCUGCUGAACAAGUCGAUCGAGGUCGUUCACGUCGUCUGCCGCACCGGCAAGUCCAGCCGGAAGCCGUCGGCGAGCAAAGUGAAGACGGCGAAGGCGAAGAGCAGCCUCGCCUACGAGAACGUGCACGCGGUGCUGAAUCCCGAGCGAGUGCGCGAGCGGUGGCUCAAUGCCUCCGAGAACAGAGCGGGCUACAACAACACCAAUGGCACGGUUACGGCCACGGCCGCGCGACACGCCCCGCUGAGCGUCCUCCUGCUCGGAGUCGACAGCGUGUCUCGGCUGAACUUCUACCGCGCGAUGCCCGCGACCCGGGCCUACUUCGAGGACCGGGGCUGGACCGAGUUGCGCGGCUACAACAAGAUGGGCGACAAUACCUUUCCGAAUCUCAUGGCCCUGCUCACCGGUCAGAAUCAGACCUGGGCCUACGCCAAGUGCAAGCCCAAGGCGCUCUACGGCUUGGACAACUGCUCGAUGAUCUGGUACAACUUCAGGGAGGCCGGCUACGUCACUGCCUACGCCGAGGACCAGGCGAAGAUCAGCACCUUCAACUACCUCAAGAUGGGUUUCGUCGAGCCACCGACGGACUACUACCUGCGGCCCUACAUCCUGGCCGCGGAGAAGCUUCUGAAGACGCAGCCACGCUUCAGCUCCAACCACUGCACGGGCCCCGAGCUCAGCAUCGACCGGAUCUUCGACUCCGCGGUCGAGUUCGCCAAGGCCUUCGUGGGUAGUCCCUACUUUGGUUUCUUUUGGAGCAACACCAUCAGCCACGAAAACAUGAACGGGCUGUCGCUCUACGACACCAGGUUUCUGGCCAAACUGCGAGCGAUGGAGGACGCUGGGGUGAUGAACGACAGCAUGAUAGUGGUGCUGAGCGACCACGGGAUGCGUUACGGCAACAUUCGCGACACGUUCGUAGGAUGGUACGAGGAGCGGCUGCCCUUCGUCUACGUCUGGCUGCCGGAGUGGUUCCGCGAGCAGAACCCCGAGUCCGCGCUGGCGCUGCGCGUCAACCAGAACCGCCUGAGCUCGCCCUACGAUCUGUACGAGACCCUGCGGGACGUGCUGCAGCGGGCGGGUGGUCAGGCGCCGGCGAGCACCGGCUGCCCCCGCUGCUCCUCGCUCCUGAAGCCGCUGCCGCGCGAGAGGGGCUGCAAGGAGGCCGGCAUCGCGCCUCACUGGUGCACCUGCGCGGCCUUCGAGCCGAUCAGCAGCUCCGACAGCGUGGUCGUCGAGGGCGCGAACAAGUUCGUCGAUCACAUGGAGAACAUCGUGAAACAGUACAAGAACAAGAAGGGCGAUCGGGUCUGCUCGCAGCCCAAACUCAAGCGCAUAAUCAGGGUGAAGAAGAUGCUGGACCUCGAGGGCGAUCCCCAAGGCAAGGCGCUGAAGCUGCUCUACUUGCUGGAGGUGACGCCGGGAGGCGGCAAGUUCGAGACUACGAUGACCUACAACGGUCCGGGCAAUUACACGAUUCGCGACGAAGAGGUCAGUCGGAUCAACCUGUACGGUCACAGUGCCAAGUGUCUCAGCGAGGGCUUCAAGCAGUAUUGCCACUGCGGCGUCUGGCACAGUAUAUCCGAUCACCUGUUCGGCAGGUGAUUCCAACGUAGAAAUGCUUUUCUACCGUUGUACGCACUGUAGGUAUACCUGUAGUGCGCUCACGCACGCGACAGCCAUAGUAUUCAAAGCAUACGUAUACCUGUACACAUGUAUAGUAAAAGAGAUGCCAAGUACGAGUUCUCGCUGUCCGUACGCUAAGAGCGCGCAGCGAGAUUAUAUUUUAUACGAUGUUUCCGUAAUUGUAAGGAUCGAAGCGUUUGGCGUCGUGGAGACAAAUAUGGCUACUCCGAGAUCGGGUAAUUAUCUUUUGAAUUGUACCUCACUCGAUGACCCGUCAGCUUCAGCCGCUUACAUUGUGUUUCCUUCACAGUCAACACGACGAGUCCGAGGUAUACGAGUGAUAAUAACUUCCAUUACUGCGUUCAUUUCUAUUGAAGUACUUCAGUAUUUUAAUAAUAUUAUAAUAAGUGUAUCAUUGAUUAUUUUUCUACUUGAAGAGUAUAGAAAUUUUUAUACGCUGUUACCAUUACUUAAGUUUGAUAAAUCUUCUGGGGAAUGGGAAUGCCGAAGGCCAAUUUUAUUAUAGUCAUGUGAAGAAUAUUGCGUUGAGUGUGGAUAAUCAUUGUCUACGAAAUAUUGUUGAGACACAUUUUUAUAACGAAUCUAGAUUUUCUACUGUCAGCACGGCCCUUUUCUUAAAUGCUCUUCUUUACAUUAUUCCCGCAUUUCAAUUAACCACGUCAAUCAAAGCUUGCUUCAUUAGUCGAAGGAUCAAGCUCCGGAUGAAUCGAAAUCAAAAUGAGUUCGGAUACACCACGCUGAAUUAAUUGUGAAAGUGUUCUAACGAAAAUGAAUGUAUUUUUUUAGUCAACUUACAGCAGUUUAAAUUAUUCAGCGUGCUAUCGAAUACGCAUAAGCGAUUGUAAAAAUAAAGUUAACCAUUAUCUGAUACGCGAUUAACUACUUUUCUUUCUUACAUCCCUUCGUUGCUCGUUGAGCGUGGACCAUCCGCACCAAGCAGACGAAGCCGCUCUGAUGUUCGCUAACUUCAGCUUUCAUUCUAAUUUUGCAGAAUCGAAUAUUGAAAGAUACCAAAUGUCGCCAGACUUUCAUGUAAUUCAACAUCGUUGUGGAAGAAGGAGUUUCAAAUAACAUCUAAUAUAUGUAACCAAUACCGCAAUUUACUGCCAUUACCGUGACACUUGUCACCCGUCACAUUCUACCGAUUGGUAACAAUCAGCAUUCAAGGUGAACCUCGUAUUCUUCAUACUCAUGUCAAGCUCGUUAAAUCUCGAAAAAAUAUAUACUUCUGUACAUUAUUUAUGAC
Messenger RNA from Phymastichus coffea, 5652 nucleotides. RefSeq lists its product as uncharacterized. Lineage: Eukaryota; Metazoa; Arthropoda; Insecta; Hymenoptera; Eulophidae. The record is from RefSeq and is a predicted model, not a curated record. Bases 2088 to 4364 code for a protein of 758 amino acids. The transcript has 3 exons.